AUGCCCUCACCAUGGCAUUCCAUACUGUAUACAGCUCGAGACAUUUUACAAUGGUUGAAUCUCACUGCAAAACAAAUGCUCGAUGCUACAUCAGGAGGAGCUUUCACAACUAGUACCUAUAAUGAUGGAUAUGAUAUCCUUGAAAAGAUUUCUAACAAUAAUGGACAUUGGGCCAAUCCAUGUGCACUAGUACCACGCAAAACAGCGGGAGUUCAUGACAUAGAUACUUUUACAACAUUGACAACUCAGAUGACUGCAAUGACCAACUUGAUUAAAAAUUUAACAAAUGGUCAAGCAACACAAUCUAUAGCCACCGCACAUGCUCCAACUGUUGAGUCAGUACAAUGUGUGUACUAUGGUGGAGGACAUCCCUUUGAUCAUUGUCCAUCUAACUCUGAAUCAAUCAAUUAUGUGGGGAAUCAAAAUAGACUAGGACCAUUUUCCCAAAUAUACAAUCCUGGGUGGAGACAACACCCAAAUAUUUCAUGGCAUAGUCCUGCUUUAAACCCACUAAUGAACAAACCCCAAGGGAUUUCGCAAUUCCAAACACAUCAACCUCAACAACAUCAUCUGGGUCAAGCUCCAAACCAUCACCAAAAUACUUUUCAUCAACAAGCAAAUCAGUCAUCUUUCCAAAAUAAGGCUAAGCAACAAGCCGAAUCUUCUACUUCUUUGGAAGCAACUCUAAAAGGAUUCAUAAAUCAAACCAACACAGCCAUGAAGCAUCAAAACACUGCCAUAAGAUCUCUAGAAACACAGAUUAGUCAACUUGCACUUGAGGUAAGAAAUAGACCGACAGGUACCCUUCCUAGUGAUACAGAGAUUCCAAAGCCAAUGAUGAAAAAGCAUGUGAAGGUAGUGACUUUAAGGAGUGGAAAGAACCUCAUAGAGAGUAAACCUAUAGAAAAAUCUGUUGAACCCAAGGACUCAAUUGAGAUGGAUGUCACAACAUCUAGUUCAGAUAUUGUCACAACCACCUUGAAAGAUAAGGGAAAAUCAAUAGAAAUAGGACCACUUCCUAAGAAAGCAGACUUCCCCUUGUUAUUUCCGAAUGAAGGCAAAAAGAAGGCACCCCCUAGUGAGUCCUAUAAACCAGUCAUAGCCCCUAUUCCUUCUUAUAUACCUUUUCCACAAAGGUUGAGGAAUCAGAAAGAGGAGUUGCAAUUCAAAAAGUUCCUUGACGUGUUUAAACAGCUACAUAUCAACAUCUCGUUGGUUGAAGCUAUUGAACAAAUGCCAAGUUAUGCAAAAUUCCUCAAGGACAUUUUGAGUAAAAAGAAGAAACUGAACGAAAUUGAGACUGUGGCCCUAACAGAAGGUUGUAGCUCCCUCCUUUCAAAUAAAAUUCCCCCUAAACUCAAAGAUCCCGGGAGUUUCAAAAUUCCCUGUUCAAUAGGUGGGAAAGAAAUUAGAAAAGCUUUGUGUGAUUUAGGUGCCAACAUUAACCUCAUGCCCUUGUCAGUAUUCAAUACCUUAGGCAUAGGUAAGGCUAGACCAACCACAGUUACCCUUCAGUUAGCAGACAAAUCCAUAGCUCACCCAAAAGGAAAAAUUGAGGAUGUAUUAGUCCAAGUGGAUAAAUUCAUUUUUCCCGCUGACUUCAUCAUUCUUGAUUUUGAGGCUAAUAAAGAGAUACCAAUCAUCCUAGAAAGACCAUUUUUAGCAACCGGUAGAACUUUGAUUGAUGUUCAGAAAGGAGAGUUAAUUAUGAGAGUAAAUGAUCCGGAUGUCACUUUUAAUGUUUUCAAAUCCAUGAAAUACCCUGAUUAA
Messenger RNA from Cynara cardunculus var. scolymus (artichoke), 1770 nucleotides. RefSeq lists its product as uncharacterized. The record is from RefSeq and is a predicted model, not a curated record. The transcript is spliced from 2 exons. Bases 1 to 1770 code for a protein of 589 amino acids. NCBI's taxonomy places the organism in Eukaryota, Viridiplantae, Streptophyta, Magnoliopsida, Asterales, Asteraceae.